ACGGCCGAAUCGGGCUGGCAUCACAACACUGGUAGCUUUUUGUGGAGGAGCCUCAUCUCUGUUGUCUUGUUCCGAUCUGUCAACACGAUCUCUUCACCACUUACACACACUCGAGAUACUGGCACAAUUGCUCUAGAACACCACCACACCUCUUCCACCCAAAAAUCUCAUAUACAAAGAAACUAGCAAGCGCAGAAAGCCUUGAAACAAUACACGACCUCUCUUCCCCUUUCCCAAACAAAACAUCCGAUCACAAUGUCUGCGCCCGCCGCCCCUACGACAGCGACUCCCCCCGUCGCCUUCAACCGUCUCAAGCAAAUUGCUACAGAUGCUUGCCAAUCAGCCAUCGGCUCUGCUGAGUUCUACGAUCACGCUAAGACCGAGACAUGGAACUCUCAGAUCAUUUCCUCCGUCCUGAAGGCCGUCAUCUCUGAGUCGACACCCCAAGGCGGCUCCGCGCCCGCUUACAAGUUUGCCUGCAACUCCACAAUCGUCCAGCACCUCGUCCCGACAUCCUCCCUCAACAAGUCCAAGGGCACCUCCGUUAAGGAGGAGGAGCCCUCCGUCUCCACGAGCGCCGAUGCGACUGCUACCGAUGGCAAGCCCCACGUCGGCCGCCGCGGCAUGCACUCCGCCACCGGCGCCUACUGGGACGAGAAGAAGGACGGCAUGUGGUCCUACAAGUACGACGGCGGCGAGGGCAAGGGCAUGGACGUUGUGAUCAUGCUCAUCUGGGUCGCCAUCUAAACGACGAUAGCAGCAAGGCUCAGUACUCGAGGAUAGCAAUAGGUGAGAGGCAGUUGAUCCAGCGUGCUGAGGUCUACAUCCCCCCUUAUCCUCGUCUGCCUUAUCAAGAUUACAAGCCACAUGGGCCCGUUCGCAAGAACGGAAGCCUUACGGAAACUGGGUCGGCGCAUGGAACGCCCUGAAACGGACCAUAAUGGGAGCGGCCUGGCGACCAAGCCGCAGUGGCAUCAUCCCCCCCAAAUGAGCGUCCAGCUUCAAAAAGGAUGAAGUUCACUUUUGGCUCGAAUUUCUCUUAGGUCAAGCAGGCAUAUACGGCGAACGGGAUUGCGCAAGGUCUAUUCAUGUGUAUGAGUUGAUUUUGUCUCCAAACCACGAAAAAUAGCCGGAGUUCUUCUUUUUUUGUUAAUGAGAAUACAUGCAAAUCAUGAGACUCGCGGCGCCCCAGACUUAA
Colletotrichum acutatum is the source of this 1198-nucleotide messenger RNA. Its product is annotated as Tctex-1. The record is from RefSeq and is a predicted model, not a curated record. Bases 256 to 747 code for a protein of 163 amino acids. Gene Ontology annotation, molecular function: dynein intermediate chain binding. The transcript is spliced from 4 exons. Gene Ontology annotation, cellular component: cytoplasmic dynein complex; cytoplasm. Gene Ontology annotation, biological process: microtubule-based movement. Lineage: Eukaryota; Fungi; Ascomycota; Sordariomycetes; Glomerellales; Glomerellaceae.